Ictidomys tridecemlineatus (thirteen-lined ground squirrel) is the source of this 1939-nucleotide messenger RNA. RefSeq names its product zinc finger protein 830 (gene Znf830). Gene Ontology annotation, molecular function: zinc ion binding; nucleic acid binding. Gene Ontology annotation, biological process: mitotic DNA replication checkpoint signaling; mitotic DNA damage checkpoint signaling; nuclear DNA replication. Lineage: Eukaryota; Metazoa; Chordata; Mammalia; Rodentia; Sciuridae. Gene Ontology annotation, cellular component: nucleus; spliceosomal complex. The record is from RefSeq and is a predicted model, not a curated record.
AGCCAGAAUCGCCAGAGAUCUGGUCGCAAAAAUGGCGUCCUCCGCCUCCGCUCGGCCUGCGGCCGGGAAGCGAGUAGUAAAUCAAGAAGAACUCAGACGAUUGAUGAAGGAGAAGCAGCGUCUGAGCAGUAACCGGAAAAGGAUAGAAUCUCCGUUCGCGAAGUACAACCGCUUGGGGCAGUUGAGCUGUGCCCUUUGUAACACCCCGGUAAAGAGCGAGCUCCUGUGGCAGACUCACGUCUUGGGAAAGCAGCACCGAGAGAAAGUGUCCGAGCUGAAAGGUGCGAAGGGAGCCGCCCAGGGUCCAUCUGCAAACGCUGCGUCUCUUCUCAUCAAGAGGAAAGCGUCGGAUGCGGAUAAUCAAGACGCCAAGAGAGCGAAGGCCUCGGUUCCUCAGGUACAGCCCUCCACGUCCGCUUUGUCCACCAACUUUGACAAAACAGGAAAAGAGUCCGCUAGAUCGACACCCAGUAAACCUUCGGGACUCGGUUUACUCCCUGAUUAUGAAGAUGAGGAGGAGGAGGAGGAGGAAGAGGAGGGAGGCGGAGAAGGAAAAAAAGGAGAUAGUAAGCUGCCGCCUAGUACACACGGCAAAGAACACUCACUUUCUUCCUCUCGGGAAGCAACAAGUAGUGUGCUACCAAACGAUUCCUUUAAUACCAAUCCUCCCAAGGCCCCCUUAAUUCCUCAUUCAGGGUCAAUUGAGAAAGCAGAAAUACAUGAAAAAGUGGUGGAAAGGAGAGAGAAUACCGCGGAAGCAUUACCGGAAGGAUUUUUUGACGACCCUGAAGUAGAUGCAAAGGUACGAAAGGUUGAUGCUCCAAAGGACCAAAUGGACAAAGAGUGGGAGGAAUUUCAAAAAGCCAUGAGGCAGGUCAACACUAUUUCCGAAGCUAUAGUCGCUGAAGAGGAUGAGGAGGGACGGUUGGACCGCCAGAUUGGGGAGAUUGAUGAGCAGAUAGAAUGUUACCGUCGGGUGGAAAAGCUGCGGAAUCGCCAGGAUGAGAUUAAAAAUAAACUUAAAGAGGUUUUGACUAUAAAAGAACUGCAAAAAAAGGAAGAGGAGAAUGCUGACAGCGACGAUGAGGGAGAACUACAGGAUUUGUUAUCUCAGGAUUGGAGGGUGAAAGGGGCUUUAUUAUAAGGUUUCUUGUUUUGUUUCUUACCUUACUGGGAAUUGGAUCCGGUGAAGCUCUACAGUUAAGUCCCAGCCCCAGCUCCCUGCCCCCCCCCCUUUUUAAAUUUGAGACAGGGUCUUCCUGACUUGCCCAGACUGGCCUCGAACUUGGAGAUCCUCCUGCCUCAACCUGCGGAGUAGCUGGGAUUCUAUAGGCCUGCUCCACUAUUGUUGUAGCUAUUGUAAAGUUUUUUUCAGCAGUAAAAAUGCUUUCAGUAUAACAAUACAUCUGUUACUCCUUUCCUAGAGGUUUGGAUACUCGUGUUUAUUUUUGAGAUAAAAUGAGCCAGGAACAGUAGCACUUUGGAAGGUUGGUGUAAUGUAUUUUUGAGGUAAAGUUGCUUUUGAAAUUUUUGAAGUGUUAUGUAACAAAGUGCCAACUUUUUCAUACAUUUUAAGGCUUAAGUGUUUACUUUUGAGUUGAAAAUCUGUUAAGUUGUAAAUAUUGUGUACAGUUAAAUAUAUAUUUACCUACAUAAUUAUUUUGAAAUUUAUAAAUUGAUAUAAGUCUGAUAAACAGACAAGUGUUUACAUGAGUACUCUGCUAUUUGAGAUGUAUAUAUUUUUCUGAAUCCUAUAUCAAAAGGUUGGAAUUUUUUAUUUUGUCUUGUUUUAAGAACACUACUCAAACACAAAAGUUAUUCUGGGUUACUCAGUUCUCUGGAUAUUGUAUUUUCAAAAAAAUUUUAGAAGAACAUUGAGAAAAAUGUAUACCAAACAUGUUCAACCUUCUUAAAGCAAACUUUCCCUUUGAUUAGACCA